Molecule: messenger RNA, 1647 nt
Organism: Aspergillus aculeatus ATCC 16872
Lineage: Eukaryota; Fungi; Ascomycota; Eurotiomycetes; Eurotiales; Aspergillaceae
Exons: 2
Coding region: 171-1472 (433 amino acids)
Molecular function (GO): proline dehydrogenase activity; flavin adenine dinucleotide binding; L-pipecolate oxidase activity
Source: RefSeq, a predicted model, not a curated record
UGGGGAAGUGGGGGCAACACAACAGCCGACGGGGGAAUCAGAACCAGUCGGGACAGAACCAUGGGGGAAUUCUCCUCAUAAUGUGGGGGAGGCAAAAAUGAAAAAUUCAAACAAGUCUGACAUCAAUGAGGUAACAUCUGGCAGUUCUCCUCCGUGAAUCUAUCACCACCAUGAACAACAAAGACAGUCGCAUUGUCAUUGUAGGGGCGGGCGUGUUUGGUCUGGCGGCCGCCCGUCAACUGGCGUUGGAGGGAUAUCGCCAGGUGCUGGUGCUGGAUCGCUCGAUGCCCCCCGUGGCCGAUGGCUCCAGCUCCGACAUUUCACGCAUGAUCCGCUUCGACUAUGCAGACGAUGACUAUCUGCGGAUCUCGCAUCAGGCCUAUCUGGAGUGGACCAAGCCCAAGUACCAGGGCAUCUUCUAUCCCGCCCCCUUCAUCCUGACGGGCAACACCAGUGCCCACGGCCAGGCCUGGAUUGCCAGCACCACCGCAGCCCUAACCCGCCGGCAGUUGCCCUUCACCAGGCUCGACGAUGUCCACGCCACCAAGCAGAUCCACCCCGUUCUCAGUGGCGCGUUGGCGGCUCCCCCGUUCAAUGGCUAUCUCAACACCCAGGCCGGCUGGGCCGAUGCCAACAAGGCCAUCAGUCAGAUCCGGGACGACUGUCUCGAGCUGGGAGUCUCAUUUGUGUGCGGUCGCAGAGGAACGGUGGUCGGACUCGAGACCGAUGCCGCCCAAGAGAUCAAGGCCGUGCGGACUCUGGUCGGCAGUCCAAUCGAGGGCGACUGCUUCCUCCUCACGGCCGGGGCCUGGGCCUCGAGCCUGGUCCCCAUGUAUAAUUCCACCCUGACCACCGGACAGGUCGUUGCCUAUCUGCGCCUGACCCCGGAGGAACUGGUGAAGUACAAGGAUCUCCCCAUGUAUGCCAACUUCUCCACGGGGUGGUUCAAUUUCCCCCCUCAUGAGGAGACGGGCAUCCUCAAAUUCGCCGUCCACGGAUGGGGCUACACCCGCACGCCGGGCCAGGAGGAGGUCCUCUCCAACCAGACGAAUGUCUCGGCGCCCCCCUUGAUUCCGCCCCGCGAGCGCCGCAACUUCGUGCCCGCCGAUGGGGAGGUUCGGCUGCGCGACGGACUGCGCGAGAUUCUCCCCGAAUUGGCCGAUCGACCCUUCGAGAAGCUGGCCUUGUGUUGGUACACCGACACGCCCACCGGGGACUUCAUCAUGGACUACCACCCUGACUACAAGAAUCUGUUUAUUGGGGGAGCGGGCAGUGGACAUGGAUUCAAGUUCCUCCCCGUCCUGGGUGAGUACCUGUCGCUGGCGUUGAGAAAGGGGCUGCCGAAGGAUCUGGCGCAGAAAUGGAGAUUUCGAACCGAUUACGCCACGCGCGAUGAUGUCUUCUUGGGAGACGGCAGUCGAGGCGGACCCGUUCGUCGUGAAUUGAAUUCCCAGGAGAGGGCGAAACUGUAGAGAAUGUCUUGUCUGUUUGUCGCAAACUUGAGCAAGCAUGUCAAAUAUCUCCUGCAUCUGAACCGGCUUCCAGAGUGCGAAUAUUUAUUUCCGCCCGGUUACAUGAGCAGUUCCUCAAUGCUCGGGGGUGGGAAUAGUAGUUCUCUCAAACGAUGCAUACCACAGUUUACGCGCC